CAUAUACGUCUCGUCUCUUCAAUUCGCAAUCCUCCUCCUCCUCCUCCUCCUCCUCCUCCGUCUUGCCCACCAUGCAGCUGAACCGCCUCUGCUUCAUUUUGCCGGCGGAGGAGCAUCAUCAUGAUCGUCAAGACCACGCGCCCAAGAAGAAACACCCAUAUCGGAACUGUGGGAUCCAAAUCACUCCCAUCCUCCGGAGAUCACUUCACCGGUUCUUGGGCUUCAAAUGGGUCAGCUCUUGCUUCCCCAAUGCGCCCAAGAAGCAACAGUCCGGCCCCUUCUACGACACUGCCGGCGCCGAGCUAUCAGACAAGGUUGGCGGCGACAACCCCAGGAUUUUCAGCUAUGCCGAGCUCUAUAUAGGAUCCAGGGGAUUUAGCGAAAAUGAAAUUCUUGGGAGCGGAGGGUUUGGCAAGGUUUACAGAGCGGUUUUGCCCAGCGACCGCACCGUGGUGGCCGUGAAAUGCCUGGCGGAGAGGGGCGAGCGGUUCGAGAAGACUUUUGCGGCCGAGCUCGUGGCGGUGGCGCAUCUCCGCCACCGGAACCUUGUCCGGCUCCGGGGGUGGUGUGUUCACGAAGACCAGUUGCUUCUUGUUUACGACUACAUGCCUAACCGCAGCCUUGACCGGAUACUUUUCAGGAGGCUGGAGAAUACGGGGCCGGUGCCAGUUCUAAGUUGGGAUCACCGGCGAAGGAUAAUUCGUGGCCUUGCGGCUGCGCUGUUCUAUCUCCAUGAACAGUUGGAGACUCAGAUCAUACACCGAGAUGUGAAAACGAGCAACGUAAUGCUCGACUCCCACUAUAACGCUAGGCUGGGAGACUUUGGCCUGGCGAGAUGGCUUGAACAUGAGCUUGAGUAUCAGGCCAGCACGCCUUCUUCAACGAAAAACCACCAGUUCCGGUUGGCGGAAACAACCAGAAUUGGAGGCACAAUUGGAUACUUGCCGCCCGAAAGCUUCCAGAAAAGAGUGGUCGCCACUGCAAAGUCCGAUGUUUUCAGCUUCGGGGUCGUGGUGUUGGAGGUUGCUUCGGGAAGAAGGGCGGUGGAUCUGACUUACCCCGAUGAUCUGAUCAUCUUGCUUGAUUGGAUUCGGAGGCUCUCUGACGAGGGAAAGCUUUUACAGGCAGGGGAUUCUCGGCUUCCAGACGGGUCUUUCGCGCUCUCCGACAUGGAAAGUCUGAUUCAUGUCGGCCUCCUAUGCACUCUCCAUGAUCCACAGUUGAGGCCAAACAUGAAAUGGGUCGUGGAUGCAAUUUCUUGCAACAUCUGGGGCAAAUUGCCGGAUCUUCCAUCGUUUAAAGCCCAUCCUCUGUACAUCACACUGUCCUCUCCAUCUAAUACUAGCAGCUCUAGCAUGACAACCACCUCUAAGUCCAGUACCAGCACCAGCACAACACCAGCGGCAUCCAAUUCAUCAAACUUUGUCACCGCCACGGGAGAGACCAUAUAUGCAACGGCUGAAAACGGGAAGAGUGACGCCAGUUCAACCGAAGGCGGAAUCCAAAGACACAGUCUUUUCCCCAUGGUUGAAACUCCAAGAGAAAUAUCCUACAAGGAAAUCAUUUCAGCCACAAACAAUUUCUCUGAUUCUCAAAGGGUGGCAGAAUUGGAUUUCGGAACUGCUUACCAUGGCUUUCUUGAGAACCAGCAACAUGUCCUGGUGAAGAGGCUCGGGAUGAAGACAUGCCCUGCACUGCGGGCACGCUUCUCCAAUGAGCUCCGGAACUUGGGGAGGCUCCGCCAUCGGAACCUGGUACAGCUUCGCGGAUGGUGCACUGAGCAAGGCGAGAUGCUUGUUGUCUACGACUACUCAGCAAAUCGUCUUCUUAGUCACCUUCUUUUCCACUAUGAACAUAAGAAUGUACAUACAGUCCUAUCAUGGCGUCACCGAUACAACAUAAUCAAAUCGCUUGCUUCUGCAAUUCGGUAUCUCCACGAAGAAUGGGAAGAACAAGUCAUUCACAGAAGUAUCACCUCUUCCGCUGUUAUUCUUGAUCCAGAUAUGAAUCCAAGGAUCAGUUCAUUUGCCCUCGCUGAAUUUUUGACUCGUAAUGAGCAUGGGCAUCACGUAGUUGUUGACAAGAACAAAUCUGUUCGUGGAAUUUUUGGGUACAUGUCACCGGAGUAUAUGGAAUCUGGUGAAGCAACGCCAAUGGCUGAUAUCUAUAGCUUUGGAGUGGUGGUGCUAGAGGUGGUUACUGGGCAGAUGGCAGUUGACUUCCGGCGGCCAGAGGUGCUAUUAGUAAAAAGAGUCCGCAAAUUUGAGGCACGAAGUAGGCCACAUGAGGAGUUGGCAGAUCCAAGGUUGAAUGGUGAGUGUGACCCUAAGGAACUGAUGAGACUGAUAAAACUAGGCAUGGCAUGCACACACUCUAACCCAGAAUCAAGACCAAGCAUGAGACAGAUUGUGCACAUACUUGAUGGUCAUGACAAAUGCUUCUUGGGAGGAGGGAAAAAGGAGGAAAGAAGGGAAGAAUGGAGGCAUAGGAAUAUGUCAUCUUUGUCAUUGAUUAGGAGAAUUCAAGCUCUAGGAAUACACUGAAACUCACUAGAACAUAACAGUGGCCGUUGAGAGCAUGUUGUUUGCUUUCUGUUUCCUUCUGUUAGUUUUUUCCCUUCUUUCUGGGAAUCCAGUAGUGUAAUUUAUGGGUGUUUAUAGCAAGAGAGAAACAUGUCUGUAGAUGUAUCCUUUUGAGUACAUAGUGAAUCUUCGAUUAUAUUCAAGUUU
Messenger RNA from Diospyros lotus (date-plum), 2729 nucleotides. Its product is annotated as receptor like protein kinase S.2. Gene Ontology annotation, cellular component: plasma membrane. The record is from RefSeq and is a predicted model, not a curated record. Gene Ontology annotation, biological process: protein phosphorylation. Gene Ontology annotation, molecular function: protein kinase activity; ATP binding. Bases 72 to 2543 code for a protein of 823 amino acids. Lineage: Eukaryota; Viridiplantae; Streptophyta; Magnoliopsida; Ericales; Ebenaceae. The transcript has a single exon.